UCUUUCCUCUGUCUAUCUUCCUAUCUGUUGGUGAGUGGUUCUUCUCGAUGAGAGCUCACAAGGCAUCCGGCAACAACAAAAGACCGGCGCUUCUCCAUCUGGUGUGCGCUGUUGUACUCUUCUCUCUUCUAUUUUUUGCAAUCCAAUCCUCUUUCUUCUCAGGUAAUCAGAAACCUGAUCUGCACGGAAAGAAUCAGAAACCCGAUCUCGACACGGCAGAAGCUCGGGUCUUAUCUGAAUUCCAGUCCAGUGUUCAGCAAUGCGUGGCAAACAGAGGGCUUGGACUCACUGCACAUAGUAUUGACCACUGCAAAUUGAUUCUUAGAUUCCCCAAAGGCACUAACAGCACCUGGUACAAUGCUCAGUUUAAGAUAUAUGAACCCUUGGAGUAUACAUAUGAUGUUUGUGAGGCGAUUCUAUUAUGGGAACAGUAUCGUAACAUGACUACAGUGUUGACAAGAGAGUAUCUUGAUGCUCGACCUGAUGGGUGGCUAGAGUAUGCUGCAAAAAGGAUAGCACAAUUGGGAGCAGAUAAAUGCUAUAAUCGGACCCUUUGUGAGGAACACCUCAAUUUGAUUUUACCUGCAAAACCCCCUUUUCAUCCCCGGCAGUUUCGCAAAUGUGCGGUUGUUGGAAACUCGGGAGAUCUCUUGAAAACGAAUUUUGGGAAAGAGAUUGAUAGUCAUGAUGCUGUUAUACGAGACAACGAGGCUCCUGUUAAUGAGACAUAUGCCAAGUAUGUUGGUUUGAAGAGGGACUUUCGACUUGUAGUGAGGGGUGCUGCUCGUAAUAUGGUUACUAUUUUAAAAGGGUCUGCUGAUGAGGUACUAAUAAUUAAAAGUGUGACACACAGAGACUUCAAUGCAAUGAUUAAGAGUAUUUCAAAUCCUGUUUAUCUUUUCCAAGGUAUUGUGCUACGUCGAGGUGCCAAGGGAACUGGAAUGAAAUCUAUAGAACUAGCACUCUCCAUGUGUGACAUUGUUGACAUAUAUGGUUUUACUGUUGAUCCUGGUUAUACUGAAUGGACACGAUACUUCUCCACACCUAGGAAAGGGCACAAUCCACUUCAAGGAAGAGCAUACUACCAGCUUCUAGAAUGCCUUGGCGUUAUUAGGAUCCAUUCUCCCAUGAGAUCCAAGAGGAAGCAAGACUGGUCAGAUGUUCCUAGUCGAGAUAUGAUAAGCAGAGCUCACGCUGCUGCUUUGCACUUAAAGAGGAGUCAAGCUGUUCAGGUGGAUGAUUUGGGCCAGUUUGGUAGUUGCAAGGUGUGGGGCAACGUGGACCCUGACCACAGUGGACCUGUCUCAGGAUCUCCAGACAUGAGCGAUGUCAGGAAGUAUUCAAAUUACUGUAAAUGGGAACUUAUGCCGUUUGAGAGUCUAAGGAAGGAAGCACAGGAUCACUACAUCCAAAUGCAGGGUGUCUCCUUAUACAAGAUGGAUGGCAAUAAAUUGGAUGAUCUAGUCUGUGUAAGGCAUUCCUUAAAAUCUGAGGCAUAAGGCUAUAAGCAAUGCCUUCUAUCGGUCAUUCUCUGCAGUAUUACAUUCUGGCUGGUCAAGAGCAGGCCUAACUGGAUAAUACCUUAUUCUUGGACAAGGAUUUGUAUUAACUUCCAGUUCGUGUAACAAAUUCUUUUAAUCAAGCCUUUAUUGACUUCCGCACAUGUAAAAAGAGUUGGACAUUAUGUCAGUUUCAUUGAUUGGGUGCUUCUCGCUUCGUGGAGAUUUCUACUUUGAGAGUUAAGUUUACAGAGAUACUUAUGCAGUUGUAGGUUUCUGUGGGCUCUUCAGUUGGGCUUGAAUUUAUCUUAAUACAGUCGAUCGUAGGGUAGAAAUCUGUCUGAUAGGAGUUGUAGUUUGUGAAAGUUCUCCCAAAAGUUAAUGAAAUUGGGGUGGUGGAUCAUUCGUCAUCAUCUUGGAACAUGUAUUCUUAUCUAAUUUUGGAGGAUAUUCCAAGGUAGUGCUUUGUGCCUUGGUUCCUGAACAUGCUUAUUUUUAUAAAGAGGUGCCUCUGCGGUGGGGCUUGGUGUUCUAAUCC
Juglans regia (Persian walnut) is the source of this 2037-nucleotide messenger RNA. RefSeq names its product sialyltransferase-like protein 1. Bases 48 to 1499 code for a protein of 483 amino acids. The record is from RefSeq and is a predicted model, not a curated record. Gene Ontology annotation, biological process: pollen germination; pollen tube growth. Gene Ontology annotation, molecular function: sialyltransferase activity. The transcript has 11 exons. Lineage: Eukaryota; Viridiplantae; Streptophyta; Magnoliopsida; Fagales; Juglandaceae.